AUGUUUGCUGUGAUAUGCAAUAUGAUGGUGUCACAGCUUGAAGAGGACGUGAACAAGACAGUGAUAGUGAUCGAAACUUUUAACCAGUUCCCAUGGCAAUUAUUCAGUCAGCAUCCACGGUACGAAGAAGCAUGGAUGAGCAGGAUUAAACGAUUCUAUCUUCCGACUUUUGCUCAGGUUCUUUCAUUCUUCAUGUUGAAUCCGUUAAAAUCUUUAGCAAAUUCUGCUUUUGUCAUAAUUGUGAACUUUCACGAAGUAGUUGAGUAUUAUCGCUACCAAAUUGUGGUGUCUUUUGAAGAAGCUUUGCUCAAGCAUCAAAUUGAACGUAAUUCUGUCGUUAUCGACAAUUUUCGCAAAGACGAGAAUGGAGGCAAUCAUGAGCAAAGUGUGCCAACUUUGGACGGACAAUCGUCAUUAGCAAAUGAAAUUGCAGCUGCAAAGGCCGAUAAAGAUACUGGAACAGGGAAUAUAAUAGAUCCGAUAUACUUCGACUUUAACCAUAAAUUGUAUGGCAAAGAGUCUAUAGAAAAUGAUUGGCUAAUUGAUUUACUGGAUGCGCCCGACGAAGAUCUAAGUUCGUUUUUAGAAGAGUCGAUUCUGUCGACUCAGGAACAAUUAAAGCCACCAUACGAGAGAGCACGAAAACGACUGAAGCUAGCCGAACAAGUGCCGUCUUCACCAGUGAGAUGGGAAUACGCAAGCACUGGUAAUAGAAGGUUCUGA
Messenger RNA from Candidozyma haemuli, 723 nucleotides. RefSeq lists its product as uncharacterized. The transcript has 3 exons. The coding region runs from base 1 to 723 and encodes 240 amino acids. Lineage: Eukaryota; Fungi; Ascomycota; Pichiomycetes; Serinales; Metschnikowiaceae. The record is from RefSeq and is a predicted model, not a curated record.